Molecule: messenger RNA, 1188 nt
Organism: Patella vulgata (common limpet)
Lineage: Eukaryota; Metazoa; Mollusca; Gastropoda; Patellidae
Product: protein RFT1 homolog
Exons: 11
Coding region: 196-1188 (330 amino acids)
Biological process (GO): dolichol-linked oligosaccharide biosynthetic process; glycolipid translocation
Cellular component (GO): endoplasmic reticulum membrane
Source: RefSeq, a predicted model, not a curated record
CAUGACCUAAACAUGGAAGCGCCCAUAUGGAGUUAAUAUGAAAAUGUAAAAAUUUAAUUACAGAAUCGCAUUAGGUUAGAGCAUUGUUGGCAUUCUUGGUCAUACAGUGCCUGUCAGCCCACUUCUCCACUGUGCUGGAAAAAGAAUUUGUUUUAUGUACCAUAAUAUAUAGGCCUACUGGUAUAAAACUGAAAAAUGAAGGGCUCGGAUCUCUUGGCUGGGGCAGCUAAAGCUGCUACAUACAAUAUGCUCUUACAGUUUUCUUUGCGGAUUAUGACAUUCCUGUUAAAUGCAUUUGUUUUACGAUUUAUUACCAGAGAUAUGUUGGGUGUGGUUAACGUCAGACUGACGUUGCUGUAUUCCACAACUUUGUUUUUAGCCAAGGAAGCGUUUGACAAAGCCUGCUUAAGUAAAAGUGAACAUAAAAAUUGGCAGCAAAUAAUAAAUCUUCUUUGGUGUACAUUUCCAGUGGCUAUAGUGUGUUGCAGUUUGCUUAGUUUUGUAUGGUUAUAUAUGGUAGAUGUACCCGAUACACAGUUAAUACCAUAUUAUAAUAUUGGUGUUAUCUGCUUUGCUAUAUCUACUGUUAUUGAAGUUAUAGCAGAACCUUUAGUCAUAGUAGGCCAAGCGUUUAUGUUUGUCAAAUUAAAAGUUUUAUUUUAUGGAAUCUCUCAGGGUGUAAAAUGUUUACUUACUGUUAUUUUAAUUAUAUAUUCACCUGAUCUUGGUAUCAUCAAUUUCUGUAUUGCACAGAUUAUAUCGGUGCUAGUGUAUGUUGUUCUGUACUAUGGUUAUUUUAUAAACAAUAUGUCAAAGGUUAAAAAGACAGAUGACUUUCCUUUUAAAAGUGUUGGCGAUUUCCUACCCAAAAAACUUAAAGAUAAACCAUCUAUUGACAGUCAUUAUGCCAGUUUAACAUGGAGUUUCUUUAAACAGUCAUUUUUAAAACAACUCUUGACAGAAGGUGAAAAGUUUGUGAUGACAUUUUUUAAAGUGUUGAGUUUUGCUGAUCAAGGUAUUUAUGAUGUCAUCAAUAAUUUGGGAUCUAUGGCAGCCAGAUUUAUAUUUUUACCUAUAGAAGAAAAUGGUUAUUUAUUUUUUUCCCAGUCAUUAACAAGGGGUGUUGCUAUACACAAACAGAAAAAGGAAUCUGUGGAACUGUGUUGUGAUGUUUUAAGAUCUCUAUAA